This is a messenger RNA of Esox lucius (northern pike), 1795 nucleotides long. Its product is annotated as UDP-glucuronosyltransferase 2C1-like. The record is from RefSeq and is a predicted model, not a curated record. Gene Ontology annotation, molecular function: UDP-glycosyltransferase activity. Lineage: Eukaryota; Metazoa; Chordata; Actinopteri; Esociformes; Esocidae. The transcript has 7 exons. Bases 40 to 1677 code for a protein of 545 amino acids.
CUGAAACAGAGAGUGACAAGCUGAACUAUCCAGUUAGAAAUGACAAUAACAACUGUAAAGACAGUUGAUAAGGCUGUGUUGGGGCCUCUGCUACCUGCGCUGGGGCUGCUCCUGCUCUGCUCCUUUCUGUGUGUGUCCGGGGGCAAGGUGCUGAUCUGGCCAGGAGAAUACAGCCACUGGCUCAACAUGAAGACCAUAGUGGAGGAGCUGUCACAGAGGGGCCACGAGAUCACAGUGAUCACCCACUCAGCCACACCGUCCGUCAGCAACAGCUCCCUCGCUCCAGGCAACUACCGUUUUGAAGUCCUCCAGGUUAACUUCACUAGACAGGAUGUGCAGCAGAAUGUGGAUGAGAUGCUGAAGUACUGGACAUAUGAUAUGCCCAAUGACAAUUUAAUCCAGGCAACACUGAGGAUUAAGGCUAUUAUAGAUACUGGUGUGAGACAUAAUCAAGAAGUAUGUAAUGCAUUGUUCUCCAACGCAGAGCUGCUGGAGAGACUGAGGACUGACCGGUAUGAUGUUCUGCUGAGUGACCCCAUGAUGAGUGUAGGAGGAGAGCUCCUUGCAGAGACUCUGGGCCUACCAUUCAUUCUCUCAAUGCGUUUCUCUUUUGCUAACACCAUAGAGAGACUCUGUGGUCAGCUCCCAUCACCCCCAUCUUAUGUGCCAGGCAUUGGGUUUGCAUACACUGAUAAAAUGACAUUUGCUCAGCGGCUGAAAAACAUUCUGUUUUGUAUAUCUCAAGACAUCUUGUUUAAGAUCGUAUCUGUGACAAAAUGGGAUGGAUUAUUCACUGAGGUUCUUGGGACUCCGACCACAUUAUGUGAAAUCCUGGGCAAGGCUGACAUGUGGUUGAUACGAACCUACUGGGACUUUGAGUAUCCACGACCUUUGCUACCAAACUUCAAAUUUGUGGGAGGCCUUCACUGCAAACCUGCAAAGCCACUGCCAGAGCCCAUUGAGGAGUUUGUUCAGAGUUCAGGAGAUGACGGGAUUGUGGUAUUUUCACUGGGUUCCAUGGUGAAGAACCUAACUAAAGAGAAAGGAAACACCAUCGCUUCUGCAUUGGGACAGAUACCACAGAAGGUACUGUGGAGAUACACUGGAGUGAAACCAGAGACUCUGGCUCCCAACACAAGACUUUAUGACUGGAUUCCACAGAAUGACUUACUGGGACAUCCAAAGACCAAAGCCUUCAUCUCUCAUGGGGGGACCAAUGGACUGUAUGAAGCUAUCUACCAUGGAGUUCCUGUGGUGGGCAUCCCUCUUUUCGGUGACCAGCCAGACAACAUCAUGCACAUGAAGACCAAGGGAGCUGCAGUCAUGAUUGAUCUAAAUGAGAUGACCUCCCAAGACCUGGUGGACGGACUCAACAGCGUAAUCAACGACCCAACGUACAAAGAAAACAUGAUGCGCCUGUCCAGAAUCCACCACGACCAACCAAUGACGCCCCUGGAUACUGCAGUGUUCUGGAUUGAGUUUGUGAUGCGCAACAAGGGGGCCAAGCACCUGAGAGUGGAGUCCCAUAACCUGAGCUGGUACCAGUACCACUGUCUGGACGUGGCAGCCGCCCUGCUGUCUGUAGUGGGUCUCAUCACUGUUGUCACUGUUAAAACAUGUACUUUCUUCCUCCGCAAGUGCUUCAGAAAGGCUAAGGCGAGGCAGAAGACUGAGUGACCUCCCUGGCUGGGAAAGAUGUAGUGUUAGGUAUUGCAGUUUGGGAAGAAUACUCCUUUACCCUAAUUGCAUUCAUGUUUAUCAUGGCCAAAAUAAAUCAUUUAUUUUAAAUAACUGU